This is a messenger RNA of Canariomyces notabilis, 1179 nucleotides long. Its product is annotated as putative serine protein kinase. Gene Ontology annotation, biological process: spliceosomal complex assembly; peptidyl-serine phosphorylation; regulation of mRNA processing. The transcript is spliced from 6 exons. The coding region runs from base 1 to 1179 and encodes 392 amino acids. The record is from RefSeq and is a predicted model, not a curated record. Lineage: Eukaryota; Fungi; Ascomycota; Sordariomycetes; Sordariales; Chaetomiaceae. Gene Ontology annotation, molecular function: ATP binding; protein serine/threonine kinase activity.
AUGGGAAGCUCUCCUCCAUCCACUCCACCAUCAAGGGCCCCAAAGGAUGAUGAGCGGCGAUUGAAGGACAUUACCUCACCUUGCGAGUGGGUUGAGGACUAUCAUCCAGGUGGCUACCACCCCGUCCAUCUCGGUGAUGUCUUCAACGAUGGCCAGUACAAGGUCAUAAGGAAGCUCGGUGAGGGGUCCUACUCGACGGUAUGGCUGGCGCGAGACCUGAAACACAAUAUAUAUGUUGCUUUGAAGAUUCUCGUCUCUGAACUCUCAGAACCGACAAGAGAGCUGGAGAUCUUGCGCUAUCUCGCCAACACCCAGCCAGCGGAAGGGGGCCGGUAUAUCACGCAACUACUAGGCGAGUUCAAGCAUCACGGCCCCAAUGGUCUCCACAUGUGCCUUGUUUUCGAGCCUAUGGGUCCGAGCGUGAACUCCAUGGUCUAUGAACUGCCCCAGUUCAAACCGCGCAAGAUUUGGAUGAACGCCCUCGCAUUCCUCCACGAGAAUGGGAUCUCCCAUGGGGAUUUUCAGCCGGGAAAUAUGCUCUUUGCUCUUGAUGAUAUCAACUCAAAGCCCGAGGACGAGCUCCGACAGGAUAUGCAAGGCGAAUCCAUCUCACCCCCGGUACAAAGGCUAGACGGAAAAGAUGACCCAUGGGCUCCUCGCUAUCUCUGCGUCGCGCAGCCGUUGGCGUCCUACACCCCAUACGCGGACGGUUUCAAGAUCAAACUAUCCGACAUGGGCGGCGCAUAUUUCUUCGCCGACCCGCCCUCAAAAAUCAUCACUCCGCGCGGCCUACGGACUCCCGAGUCGGUCCUCACAGGGACUAUCAACAAGACGCUCGACGUCUGGAGUUUUGGCUGCCUUGUCUUUGAGCUUAUUACCGGAUUGCCUCUUUUCUGUAUACCAGGAACCGGGUUUGAGGAUGAUGAGCAUCUCCUCCAGCUCACGGCCCGCGGGGUUCCGGAAGGCAAAGAACCACUCAUGGUACAGGAAAAUUCAAUGGAGGAGAGUUUUGACGAAGCGGCGCCUGAGCUUGACGAAGAGGAAGCCUGCAGAGUGAAGGCGCUCAUUCGGCGGAUUUUGCAGUAUGAUCCGGCAAAGAGACCUUUGCCUGCUGAGAUCUUGCGCGAUCCUUGGUUCUGUGAAGAAGGCACCCCGCAGCUCCUCCGGAUGCGAAUAUAA